AUCACACAUACUUCAACUCCAAGAAAACAAUUUUUUUUUCACCUAAAACCAUCUACCAAUUCUUCAUUUCCCAUUUUUCCCCUCACUAUAGCCCAAAAUUCCCCUGUUCUGAAUUUGAUACUCUAAGAAAAUAAGCCAUGGUCUCAAGAUUAUUGGUAUUAUCAUUGUUUAGCAUGUUAAUCUCUUGGGGAGGAGAUGAUGAGUUGGCACGGCGUAAAGGGAUGGUAAUGGCCAUUGAUGAAGAUGCCAAAGCACUUUGUAGUGUAAAUCCUGCGCAAUUUCUUCCUCCUCCUUAUGGUGGUUUAGAGAAUACGGUUUGUCAACCUGUUUGGAAUUCUUUUCUCCUACGUUACUCACAGACUAAAGACAAUGUUGUCACAAUUGUAUUAUCAACUGUGUACACAACUGGAUGGGUCGGAAUGGGAUUCUCACGAGACGGAAAGAUGAUCAAUUCAAGUUGUAUGGUUGGUUGGGUGAAUCCUGCAGGACAAGGGAAAAUCAAGCAAUAUUAUAUUGAGGGCUUAAUACCCUCAAAAAUUAAACCUGAGAAAGGCGAGCUGCCAUUGACAAGCGUUCCGCCCCUUGUCUAUCUUCAAGGUGCCACAAUAUACUUGGCCUUCCAGUUGAAGUAUCCGAAUCGUCUCAAAAGCCAACCGAUCUUGCUAGCGUUUGCAUCUAAAUAUCCUCAUCACCACCAUCUUACUGUACAUGAUGAUAAAGCAACUAUACUGUUUGACUUCUCUUCAGGUAAUUCAUUUGAUGUUUCAGCUGGACCUAAUGGCUAUGCUAGCUCAAAGAAGACUCAUGGGGUAUUGGGUAUACUGGGAUGGGGACUAUUCUCCCCCUUUGGAGCAAUUUUCGCGAGAUACUUCAAGAACCAAAAAUUAUGGUAUUACUUUCACGUGUCCGCUCAAUUUAUAGGAUUCAUAUUAGGACUUGCCGGAGUGGUUCUUGGAAUUCAACUUCACAACAAGCUGCAGGUUCAUAUUCCAGCUCAUGAAGGCAUUGGCAUUCUUGUUCUUGUGCUAAGCAUUCUUCAGGUGUUAGCAUUCUUUCUACGGCCAGAUAGAGACAGCAAAUAUCGCAAGUGUUGGAAUUUGUAUCAUGGUUGGGUUGGGAGGAUUGCCCUUUUCUUUGGAGCUGUGAACAUAGUACUGGGGAUGCAUUAUGCAGGUGCGGGGGAGAGCUGGAAAAUUGGUUAUGGAUUUCUUCUUGGUUCAAUAAUGCUUGUUUGUAUCAUUCUUGAGACGCUGUUGAGGUUAAAGAAGCUGGAUGAGCCAACUCAUCCUCCAACCUAUCCGAUGAGUUCAACUUAGAAGGAUAUCAAAAGUAUAAAUGAUUCAAGAUGAGCUUCUGAGGAGAUUUUCCACGUUCCAUUCAAGGAUCAAAUAAAAUUCCCAGGACUGUUGAUCAAAGACCUCUGAUAGUUUUGUCAAAUUUUCUUUAUGAACGGAGAAUAAGUGAACUUUCCACUUUGUAUUUUACAUUCUUUAGUGCUUUUGAAGAGCUAAAUGUAUUUGGCAAUUUUGCUUAAGAGUGAAGAUUGGUUGUUUGUUGAGAUUAGUUUCAAAGAUGUAUGAAAAGAUAAAUGGGUGUGUAAUUUUCCCUAUUAUUCAUCAAAAAUGUUACACAAGUGUAGGAAUUAGGUGUCGUUGUUAUUAAUUGAUUUUGAUGAUUGACAAACCUGAAAGAGGAACCUGGUAUUCUUUGUAAUAGUUCAUACAAGUCCCUUUCAAUGACAACUCUGAUACAUAGAUGUAGGUCUCACCUCUCAGCCAAUGAGAAAAGUUUAAGGUUUUUCCUCCCAUCAUUUCUCAUACUUAUUGAUCAUUAUAUGAGAUGAAAACCUAGUUUUUACAAAAUCAAAGAGUGUCUUUCUCUCUGCAAAAGUCAUCGUUCAGUAAUGGAAGACAAAGUUUUAACAACCAAGGAACUAGUCUGCUCAUAGUGAGAAAUAUAUUUGUUUCUAGGUUGAUUGACUCUUUAUAUUCUGUUCUUUACUUUGUAAAUAUACCCCUCUUUAAGAGGAUAUAGUGGAUAUUUAUUGAGUCAUUUUCUCUAUUUUACUAUAUUUUUUUUGGUA
Molecule: messenger RNA, 2083 nt
Organism: Capsicum annuum
Lineage: Eukaryota; Viridiplantae; Streptophyta; Magnoliopsida; Solanales; Solanaceae
Product: cytochrome b561 and DOMON domain-containing protein At3g61750
Exons: 5
Coding region: 138-1316 (392 amino acids)
Source: RefSeq, a predicted model, not a curated record